AUGACAGACAUCACCAUCACCGGAUGGGUUACGCGGGACGUCCGCUUUCCCACGUCGCUCGACAAGACGGGAUCGGACGCAAUGAACGCUGCGGGCGACUACUCCUCAGCGUACUGCAUUCUCCAGACAGAUUCCGAGUACUCUGGCCACGGGAUGACCUUCACGAUUGGACGCGGAAACGACCUCGUGACGGCAGCCAUCAACUACGUGGCAGAACGGAUCCGUGGACGCACGCUGCAGUCGCUGGUGGCCAACUGGGGCCAGACGUGGCGACACCUAGUCAACGACAGCCAGCUGCGGUGGAUCGGGCCGGAGAAGGGGGUGAUCCACCUGGCGUUGGGGGCGGUGGUCAACGCGGUAUGGGACCUGUGGGCCAAGGUGCUGGGCAAGCCGGUGUGGCGGAUCGUGGCCGAGAUGACGCCAGAGGAGUUUGUGCGCUGCAUUGACUUCCGCUACAUCACGGACGCGCUGACGCCAGCCGAAGCGGUGGCGCUGCUGCAGGAGGCGCAGACGGGCAAGGCCGAGCGGAUGGUCGAGGCUGAGCGCAACCGGGCAGUGCCGGCUUACACGACAUCGGCCGGCUGGCUGGGCUACGGCGAGGACAAGAUGGAGUCGCUGCUGCGCGAAACACUCGCCCACGGCUACCGGCACUUCAAGAUCAAGGUGGGCGGCAGCGUGGAGACGGACCGGCGACGGCUGGCGAUUGCACGGCGAGUGAUCGGCUACGAUGCCGACAACGUGCUCAUGGUGGACGCAAACCAGGUGUGGUCGGUGCCGGAGGCGAUCGAGUACAUGACGCAGCUGAGCGAGUUUCGGCCGUGGUUCAUCGAGGAGCCGACGUCGCCCGACGACGUGCUCGGCCACAAGGCGGUGCGCGAGGCUCUGCGGCCGUUUGGCAUCGGCGUGGCCACGGGUGAGAUGUGCCAAAACCGGGUCGUGUUUAAGCAGCUGCUGAUGGCCGGCGCCAUCGAUGUCUGCCAGAUCGAUGCCUGUCGCAUGGGCGGCGUCAACGAGGUGCUUGCCGUCCUGCUCAUGGCCAAGAAGUUUGGCGUCCCCAUCGUGCCACAUUCGGGCGGCGUCGGCCUGCCCGAGUACACCCAGCACCUCAGCACGAUCGACUACGUGGCCGUCAGCGGCAAGCUGUCCGUGCUCGAGUACGUCGACCACCUGCACGAGCACUUUCUGCAUCCAGCCGUCAUCCGUGACGGCUACUACACCACUCCGACCGAGGCCGGCUACAGCGUCGAGAUGAAGUCCGAGAGCAUGGACCGCUUCGAGUUUCCUGGCAAGCCCGGCGUCAGCUGGUGGCAGUCCGAUGAAGCCCGGACCAUUCUGGACGGCGACAAGAUUUAG
Grosmannia clavigera kw1407 is the source of this 1353-nucleotide messenger RNA. Its product is annotated as mandelate racemase muconate lactonizing enzyme family protein. Lineage: Eukaryota; Fungi; Ascomycota; Sordariomycetes; Ophiostomatales; Ophiostomataceae. The transcript has 2 exons. Bases 1 to 1353 code for a protein of 450 amino acids. Gene Ontology annotation, biological process: carbohydrate catabolic process; amino acid catabolic process. The record is from RefSeq and is a predicted model, not a curated record. Gene Ontology annotation, molecular function: L-fuconate dehydratase activity; magnesium ion binding.